Messenger RNA from Dacryopinax primogenitus, 2766 nucleotides. RefSeq lists its product as uncharacterized. Bases 1 to 2766 code for a protein of 921 amino acids. The record is from RefSeq and is a predicted model, not a curated record. NCBI's taxonomy places the organism in Eukaryota, Fungi, Basidiomycota, Dacrymycetes, Dacrymycetales, Dacrymycetaceae. Gene Ontology annotation, biological process: regulation of DNA-templated transcription; double-strand break repair via homologous recombination. The transcript has 10 exons.
AUGACCACCUCCUCUCUGCGACCUGAGACCGGUCCUUAUAAACGCCCUCGUCUCUCAGCACCCACCACCCACGAUGAGAGAGCCGUCGCUUCUCAAGCCACGUCCUCUGGUCGACGUCCCUCACAGGGCUCAUGUUCACGUAAUAAUCCAAUUACACGCGUCUUGUCCGAGUCAGAACAACGGUCACGAUUAGCUGCCAUCCAAGCUGGUCUAGCAGUACAGGCACCGCAACCGAAUGCGUCUUCUGGUCGUCCCGCCAUAUCCCCGACAACUUCAACAAGUCUCACGCGGCCUCCAAUAUCAGAUGAGAUAAGGCAGGCGAGGUUGAAGGCAAUUCAGGACACUCUGAGAGAGGAUGAGGCUAUGAGACAAAGUGCGAGCGCCACGGAGACCUCGAACGUCAACCAAUCACUCGAUCAACCGUUGGCACAGGCUACUGAGCAACCGUCUGAGGGGUAUACAGAUCAUAACACCACUAUGAUCUUCUGGCCUCAGUCCGACGUGGAAACAGAUCCCUUGCAUGAUGCUGACUACGAUGAUCUUCCAGUAGACAUCCCAACAUCCGGAUUUCAUAUAUUCUCUGCGACUGGGGGAAGUACUGCAGUGAAGCCUCCCGAUGAGCGGACACUUCAAGAGCGCCUCAAGCGUCAGCGACAGUGGGAGGAAGAGGAUCAUGAGGGCGAUACCCCUUACCCUCGGUCACCCUCACCUGGCAUGAACACUAACUGCGAUGCCGCCGAUCGAACUUCUGAUCAUAUCAGUACAUCGCAUUUGGACCGAAAAGGCAAAGCAACUGCGGUUACCGCCCCUCGUACUCCUCUCAGUGAAGUAAAGAACGGUGCACUUGUCUCGCCGACUCGUACCGCCCACACAUCAGAGAAUGAGGUAUUGAGAACAUCCGUUUCAAGAGAAAACACCGCACCGCUGUCACUUCUCCAGUCCACCGCUCCUGUCAACCCUCCCCAAACGACCGCCCGUCAAUCCGAAUCUGCGGGACCGUCCGCUGUACCUGCUCUAAUCAAUCCCGCUAUCCGAGCCCUAAAUUAUAAUCGCCACAAAGCGCCUCACACACCCGCCAAAGCUACUCCAAAGAAGUUCGUCACCCCUUUCAAAACAAACCAUACCCCAGCCUCUACCACACCUCCGUCUGCAAAACCCCAACGCAUUGUACAUUAUGGCACACCGAGCAUUAAACAACCCACUCAACCCCCGGCCCUGACAUCUCAAACGAGCGGACCGAACCACUUAACAAACGGAGCGCGCCGUCGACAGAUAUCUGAUGCCGUCAUGAGGAACAGAGUGUUCGACCUUGAAGAUAUUCGACAUCGACAGACCCUGCUGGCCUCUGGCAUUGCGCCAGAAAAAUAUGACAAGUUUGAGCUGAAGAGUCGGUGGAAGAUCCCCUCAGCCUUGUUCUCCGUAACGCCCCAAAACGCUGUCUUCUACCUUUUCAAUAUCAAUUCGCAAAAUUUAGGUGCAUUUGAUGCCCACGCUCAACUUAUUCGCCGCGGGUGUCGCCUUGCCACCCCAGAGUGGGUCCAAAACCAUUGGUCACUCAUUCUUUGGAAGUUGGCCGGCAUGGCUCGCGCUCAACCAGAGGACUUCCACAAGCACUGGUCGUACGAUGAAGUUGUCCGACAGUUGCUUUAUCGCUAUGAGCGUGAAAUCAAUCGAGGUGAACGUCCUGCAGUCCGCAAGAUUCAGGAACAGGAUUGUCCUGCAAGUAGACCAAUGGUCCUCACAGUCUGCGAAAUCUCGUGGUCAGAGGGACAGAAGCCCGAAGAAGCGGGAAAGAAGCACCUGAAUUUCGUUCUCACAGAUGGGUGGUACAAAAUUCGCGCCGCAGCUGAUGAGUGCCUCGGAAAGGCGGUGAAUAUGGCCAAAAUCAGGAUCGGAACGAAGAUCGCAAUGUCGGGGAUCAAAUUGGAAGCGGCAAAGGAGGGCAAGGAAGUGUUGAAGGCUCUCGACAACACGCAACUUAAACUGACUGGCAAUUCUACAAGCAUCGCACGAUGGUACACAAAACUUGGGUUUUCUCCGGUCCCGUUUGUACCAACAAUUGCCAGUCUUACGGCUGACGGCGGUAACGUCGUGAUGUUGCAUAUCGUCGUCACAAAGCUAUUCGAGAUCGGAUUCAUCGAUUCCCAGGUAGAGGGACAGCCAAGGCCCGUCCCAAGGUGUCAGAAGGAAGAAGACGCUGCGUUGGACGCGUGGAUGAAAAAGUGUGAGAAAGAUCAAGCGGAGUUGUGCAAGGAAUUUGAAGACAACCUAAACAAGUUAGAAGGUCUUUUAGAGCGGCUCAAUCGACAAGCUGGUUACCAGCAACUCAGUCGCGAUCAUCUCCCAGCCUGGGCCGAGGAUACCUUAGAAGAGCUCCUCGAGGCGGAUGACUAUCGACCGUUGCUACAAGAACGCUCCCGUCAGGACAUCAUAUACCUCGCCACUGCUGCGCAAAUGAAGCUUGAUCAUGACCAAACCAACGCACGUCAGUUGAUCGAAAGGGCAAUGGAACAGCGCCACGAGCCACGUCAGGUACGCAACUUUCAAGUGGCUUGGAUCGAGGAUGCACGGACUUGUAAUCGAAUCCCAAUGCGCACCGGUCAAUUGACGGUAUGGGAUGCUCUGUCACUCGAUCUGCAUGAACGAAUGCAGUACGUGGUCACCAACCUCGUUCCAACCCAAAAGAGCUCAUGGAGGAAGCCCGACAUGGAGAGUGAAGUAUUCCUGCAGACGACUCGGGGAACUCGGUGGACUCCAUUGACUUGA